AUGUCCUCAAUUAAUGUAAGUGACUACCAAGAAAUCAUUGAAACUGUGGUGGGUGAUGGAAAUACAGUUAUUGCAAAUGAUAUUGCCCUUAAUACCCUUCAAAGUAAAAAGGCCAAUGAAGGUAGUGAAAGUAAUACUGACACUGAAAGACAACAAUCUAUGAAAAAUGGAACUCAAGCUACAUCUAAUUUCUCUAUUCUUGAGCAAAAUAAUUAUGAUGACAUCACACCAUCUAAAUCAAUGGAUUCUAAUAAACUAUUUAUGAAGACAGUAAUUGAUUUGGAAAAGUGUUAUUCGGAAGAACCAAAUAAUUUUGUUCCUGACAAUUCUUUGGCUACAACCAAGUUUCAAAAUGAUCCAGCAUUUUAUAUAGGAAAAACAAUAUCGCCUGGUUUAAAACUAACAUUAUUAGAAUUGGGUCCAUGUCAGCCAAAAGAUAUUGAUCUACCUGGAGGGAAAUUCCCACACGAUUCGUCUAUACCUUCGCGUUCAUUUUCAAUGUCAUACUAUACUAAAUUAAUAAAUGGAAAAACUGAGAAUAGAACAUGGCUUGCCUAUUCACCAUCUACUGAUAAAGUAUACUGUUGGACAUGCAAACUUUUUGGUACACCGCGAGCACAAAAAGGUUUGUUUGCUAGUUCUGGUUGUAACUCAUGGGGUCACCUAUCUGGAAUUUAUGGGAGAUUAUAUAAACAUGAAACAUGUAAAGAUCAUUUAGAGGCUGAAUUAAAUCGAGUAAUGUAUAUUAAUAACAACCGUAUAGAUUUACAACUAACAAAAUCUUCUAAUACACAAGUUGCUGCAAAUAGAGAAGUUGUGAAAGUUCUCAUGGACAUUGUUGUAUGCUUAGCCAAACACAACUCAGCUUUAAGAGGACAUUCAGAAUCAGCAAAUGAUAAUAUUCAAGGACAAUUUCUUGAUUGGGUUAACCUUUUUUCAAAAUACCAUCCAGUUUUACGUGCACACCUAGAUCGUAUACAAUCAUCGUCUAAGAAAACGAGACUGACUUUUAUGUCUAAAGGUUCACAAAAUGCAAUGCUUGAAUGUAUAGCAGAAACCAUUCGUAAGAAAAUACUUAAUGAAGUAAAGUUAUCAGGUCUAUAUUCACUAAUUUUAGAUUCAACUACUGAUGUAUCAAAGCUAGAUCAAUUCGCUUUUGUAUUACGUUAUUGUACUACUGAUGGUACCAUCCAUGAAAGAUUAAUGUGUGUUGACGAAACUGUGGAUUCUACCGGUAAUGGUAUGUUUCAAUUAUUUAUUAAAAUAUGUGACAACCAUGCGCUAAAUUGGAAAAAAGAAUUAGUCGGCCAAGCAUACGAUGGUGCUUCCAACAUGCAAGGUGCAAUAAAAGGUUUACGUACAAUAAUUCAAAGUCAUAAUCCUAAUGCUCUGCAUGUAUGGUGUUUUGCUCAUUGCUUAAAUUUAGCAGUAUGUGAUGCAUGUGAAGCAACUGCUGAAGUUCAAGAUUUCUUUGGAACAGUCAGAAGUUUAGUAAAUUUUCUUAGUGCAAGAAAACGCACAGCCAAAUAUGUUGAGUUACAAAAAUCUAUCUACCCUAAAGAGCUUAUUCGAAGGUUAAAACACUUUUCAAAUACAAGAUGGACUUACCAUGAUCGUUUUACUGCUCAUUUAAUGAAAAAAAUAUUUUCAGCUACUACACCAUUAUCUGUGUAUUUACAAGCUCCAGAUAUGGAUUUCAUUCAAGCAAUGAAACUUGUUAAAGCUACACGACAAUUUUUAAAUGAUAUGAGAAUAGAUGAUAAUUUAUCCAACAUAUUUUCUGAUUCUGAAUCAUUUUGCACAAGUUUAGACCUAGAAGAAAAAAAUAUGCCUAUUAAACGUACUUCCAUUAAAAAAAAAAUGAGUGGGGAAAGAGCAAAUGAUGAGCGACUUCUGUCUUCAAAGGACCGCUAUAUUAGUGAGGUAUAUAAUAUGACUCUUGAUAAGACUUUAAUGAAGCUGGAUGACAGGUAUAACAAUGCUGAAAAUGUUUUUAAUGAAAUUUCAUUAUUUUCUGCUGAACAUUUACUUCUAAAAUCUGCUACCACACCUAGCUCAUUUAAUUAUAUAUGUAAAUGGUUAUCAUCCACAAACAUUGAUCAGUAUAGUUUGAGUACUGAUUAUAAUUUAUUCUCAAACAACUUUAAGAAUUUCAUGAAAACAUGUCCUGAAAUCUCAGAAAAUAUUGAUAACAAUACAAUUGAUGAAUUCAGCCAUGAGAAUAAUAGCAGCGAUAAUGAUAGCUUGAGGUCCAAUGAUGAAGAUACAAAUGCAUUAAAACUAUUAGAUAUUUUUAAAACCCUCAGUAAUACUGGUAUGUCAGCGGCGUUUCCAAAUUUGUACUUGGCUUACAAAGGUAUUUGUACUUUACCUCCAACGUCAGCAAGUGCUGAAAGGUGUUUUUCUAAAUUAAAAUUAAUCAAAACUAAUCUUCGCUCAACAAUGUCAGAAUCCAGACUUGACCAUUUAAUGUUGAUAUCAUGUAACGCUGAUAUUGAUAUACCAAUAGAUGAAGCUAUUAAUAUGUAUGGCUCAAGGUCAAAACUGCUACAAUCAGUGCUUUUAUUUUCUUAA
Molecule: messenger RNA, 2574 nt
Organism: Myzus persicae (green peach aphid)
Lineage: Eukaryota; Metazoa; Arthropoda; Insecta; Hemiptera; Aphididae
Product: zinc finger MYM-type protein 1-like
Exons: 5
Coding region: 1-2574 (857 amino acids)
Molecular function (GO): protein dimerization activity
Source: RefSeq, a predicted model, not a curated record